AUGAGACGUAUCGAGACUCUCUUGAGAAGCACAAGUUUAAUGUACAAAGAACUACUUAAAACAACACCAUCAUCAAUCAAUUUUGUUCUCCAUGAUAUAAAUAUAAAACAAAUAUUAACAUCAAAUCCGCAACAACAAAUAUUGUACAAAUUUCCAACUUUUAGUACAAAUAUUGAUUCUAUUAUGACAAUAAAAAAACCAAAUGAUAUAGUUUUAACAGUUGAAUCAAAAAUAGAUUAUUUUUAUUAUUUUAUUAAACAACUUAAUGAAUGGAUGGAAUGGUUUGAUAAAUUCAUUGAUAUUAUUUAUCCAAUAAUUGAAUGGUUAAGGGAUUAUCACGUUGAUGGUGUAAAUCAAUUAAUUCUAGAUCUACACAAUAAAAAUGAUAAAUCAACAUCGCUUAUUCAGGUUAAACAAAUGGUUGAGAAAACAUUAAAAUUAUUAAAAUCAUUUAGUGAUUUACGUCGUUUAUGUUAUUUAUUUAAUUGUUUAACAAAAUUUCAAAUUAUCAACAAUGGUACAAUAAAUAAUCAACAACAAAUACAAGAUUAUAUUAAAGAAUUA
Messenger RNA from Didymodactylos carnosus, 564 nucleotides. Lineage: Eukaryota; Metazoa; Rotifera; Eurotatoria; Philodinida; Philodinidae. The record is from the annotation of a GenBank genome assembly.